ACACAUGGAUGAACAGCUGCACAGUUAACGCUCUCAUCGCAAAAGAAACACAGCUAUUUAGACUUUCCGACGGAGGGGAUGACGCUGCGAGUCGUCGUCUUCGCAUUCGUCUCAACGUUGUUCGUCACUCCUGGCGAUGUCCAGGGUAAUGACGGAGCUGCCAAGCGAGCAAAGAGGUCUCUGCUGCCUUACAGAGAAAUUCUCAGCGGUACGACGCCAGACUUCCGGAACUUGGGCAGGGACGUAAAACCGGAAGAGAGGGUCCCCGACAUCACAAACAGCUCGGACGACUACGAGGAAGCGUUGAUGAAGCCCGUCGAACUCGGACCCCUGAGACAACGUGAGCGAAAACCAUGGGGCCAGGGGAGGCCCAAGUCAAGACCAAAACAGUGAUGACACGACAAGACCGGGACUAAAUUUCCGGGCGUCCUGGAAUAGCGAGCGUCAGAGACACCGUUGAAUGAAUAAAUAAAUACUUUAUUAGGUUA
Dermacentor andersoni is the source of this 488-nucleotide messenger RNA. RefSeq lists its product as uncharacterized. NCBI's taxonomy places the organism in Eukaryota, Metazoa, Arthropoda, Arachnida, Ixodida, Ixodidae. The record is from RefSeq and is a predicted model, not a curated record.